Messenger RNA from Daphnia carinata, 562 nucleotides. Its product is annotated as cuticle protein 7-like. The transcript has 3 exons. The record is from RefSeq and is a predicted model, not a curated record. Gene Ontology annotation, cellular component: extracellular matrix. NCBI's taxonomy places the organism in Eukaryota, Metazoa, Arthropoda, Branchiopoda, Diplostraca, Daphniidae. The coding region runs from base 46 to 459 and encodes 137 amino acids.
UCUUAUAUUCGACUGUUUCCAGCUACAACUCCGCAAUCCGCAAACAUGAAGUUCUUGGUUAUCGCCGUCUUGGUGGCUGUUGCCUUGGCUGACAAGCCGGCUAAUAAACGGGCCACUCCGGCUUACAAACCCGCACCAGCUUACCCUGCUCCGGCGUACCCUGCUCCGGGUUACAGCAAGAGUUACGAUUACCCCGCCCAGCCUUACAGUUUUGCGUACGACGUGAAGGAUGAUCCUUCUUACAACAACUUUGGUCAUCAAGAAAAUGCUGAUGGUAAAGCUGUGUCUGGAUCUUACCAAGUUGUCCUGCCCGAUGGUCGCACUCAGAUCUACACCUACAAGGACGAUGGUUACGGCUUGGUAGCUAGCGUCAAAACCGAAGGUGCAAUCAAGACCUACGAUUAUAAGCCAGCCUACACGGCCUCCGCCUACCCUGCUCCGUACUCUCCUAAAUACUAAACGGAAUGAGAAAUGAACAUAUCUCUAAGAAAUUUGUAAAAUUAAAGAAAACAAAUCGUUUUGGCUUUGAUGAGAAAAUGUAAUAAAAUUUUUAUGGAUUGAA